Molecule: messenger RNA, 3126 nt
Organism: Grammomys surdaster
Lineage: Eukaryota; Metazoa; Chordata; Mammalia; Rodentia; Muridae
Gene: Ankrd29
Product: ankyrin repeat domain 29
Exons: 10
Coding region: 55-975 (306 amino acids)
Biological process (GO): neuronal action potential; negative regulation of delayed rectifier potassium channel activity
Cellular component (GO): membrane; axon initial segment; synapse
Molecular function (GO): transmembrane transporter binding
Source: RefSeq, a predicted model, not a curated record
GGGCGCGGAGAGUGAGCGGGGACGGCGGGCGGUGGCGCCGCGGACAGGUGCAGGAUGUCCUUCAAGAAGGAAACUCCACUUGCCAACGCUGCAUUCUGGGCAGCAAAGAGGGGAAACCUGGCCCUGCUGAAACUGCUGUUAAACAGUGGCCGUGUGGACGUGGACUGCAGAGACAGUCAUGGCACCACCCUUCUCAUGGUUGCCUCCUAUGCUGGCCACUUAGACUGUGUGCGGGAGCUGGUUCUGCAGGGAGCAGACAUCAACCUCCAGAGAGAGUCAGGCACAACUGCCCUGUUCUUCGCUGCCCAGCAAGGCCACAAUGAUGUUGUGAGAUUUCUCUUUGGAUUUGGCGCAUCCACUGAAUGUCGGACUAAAGAUGGGGGCACUGCCCUGUUGGCUGCUAGUCAGUAUGGGCACAUGCCAGUGGUGGAGACCUUGCUGAAACACGGAGCCAACAUCCAUGACCAACUUUAUGACGGAGCCACUGCCCUUUUCCUGGCUGCCCAAGGCGGUUACUUGGAUGUCAUCAGACUACUAUUGUCUUCAGGAGCAAAAGUCAACCAGCCAAGGCAGGAUGGAACCGCGCCACUGUGGAUCGCAUCCCAGAUGGGCCACAGCGAGGUGGUGCGCGUGAUGCUGCUGCGGGGAGCUGACCGUGACGCUGCUCGCAACGACGGUACGACAGCAUUGCUGAAAGCAGCCAACAAAGGGUAUAACAAUGUCAUAGAGGAGCUGCUCAAAUUCUCUCCCACUCUCGGUAUUUUGAAGAAUGGGACCUCGGCUCUCCAUGCAGCAGUGCUUAGCGGGAAUGUUAAAACAGUUGCCCUGCUCCUGGAAGCAGGGGCAGAUCCAGCCUUAAGAAACAAGGACAAUGAGCUGCCAGCAGAACUAACCAAAAAUGAACACAUACUGCACCUCCUGAGACAGAAAGAAGGACCUGAGAAGAAUGAACUCGGAUCUAUCUUAGACAGAUAGGAACUUAGGCCACAGUGUCCAGAAAGAAAUGGUUCUUAACAAUUUUGGAAAUGAAGAAAGAGUGUCUGCCCUGUGGGUUUGCACAUUGUGCACUAAUCCAGGAAGGGCUCCAUUAUUUACAGUGGGCUUCUCACACUGCCCUGUAACUUGGCCCUCGGAGACAUGGGUAGUCACAGAUUCCACAGAAACUUAUCUACAGCUAUGUCAAGGUAAAUCCCUAAGUUUAACUCCAUGUUGGACAUGGUUUUAGUGCUAAAAAAGGAAACAAAAGCUUCACUCUUUAAGAGUCAGAGGCGGCCCUUCAAUGAAGCAGUACAUGUUUACUUUUGUGUUUAAUGUAGCUAUGCUAAAAUACAAUGUGUUUAAUGUAGCUGUGCUAAAAUACAAUGCCUCCAUCAUCAUAGUUUCAUUUGUCCAUUCACUGUAAAGUAUUUUCUACCACCCAAAUAUCAGAGUUGUGUUAUUGUGAGCCAGUGUAUACAUAAGCAUCUGUUAUUUAAGAUCCACUUCUGACAUUCCAUUAUGUGCUACUCAAAGAUAGGCCAUUAACACACAGAAAAGAUAAACUAUAUGUUGGUAAAACCUCAUCUUUUUCCUGUCAUGUAAAGUCACUGUCUCCUAGUCCACAUUGUCAGUGUAUGAGGAUAUUAAUAGGAAAUUGAAAAUAGCUACAAACCACAAGUCUCUUUGAGCUUUGACUCUGGUUGUAUGGUCUGGAGUCCACUUCCGAAGGCACAGGUGAGGACAUGAUACACUGGGGAAUCUGGAGCUUCCUGCAGCGUAGUGUCUGACACACUGACACUAAGCUCACUGGAAGAAACAUGAUACACAUGAGUACGGUUGCUGUUACUCUCACUACUGGGGACUACCCACAGUAAAGGCAGUUGUUAGUAUUUACCAGAUGCUCAUUUAUGCAUGUUCGUGGGUGAAUUGGUCCCAGUAAAGAACUACAAGUUCACCGAACUGUUUGAGGAGGGUCUAAAGUUGAUGCUCAGUGCACUUUCACUGGUGUCUCACUGCCUCUGCCAGUGCCUAACUGCAUAUACAGAAAUCCAGCUUUCUUCUAUAAUGCACCCUAUGAAACACUGAUAGGACUUUCAUGUUUAAACACAUAGCCACUAUUCUAGCUCAGACUAUGUCCAGGUCCCACCCAGGAGUCUCUAUGAAAGUCCUACUAAGAUGGAGGGAAAAGGAACCCUAAGGCAGGUCUUGCUUAGCUAACGAAUGAGAAGCACUCCCUCUAAGUCUAAAAAGGCCAGAACAGAACCUUUGAAAUCAGAAAAUGCUCUCUUAAAAUUGUUUAUGAAAAAUGUAAUCAGAAUAAUAAGAUUUUGAUAAACAUUGCUAACAAAGCCAGUGACAAACAGCACACAGCCCUCAGAGAAGGAUAAAGUCUGACGGGCUCUGAGGAAAUCCCCAGUCUAAUUUCAAGAUAAAAGAUUAGAAAGCUGUGCGUUGCCACCACAGCAGACACAAAUAUUUUGGUAGCUCAAGAUCAGUACCAGUUUCCCCAUUGGCAGCCUUUUCCUCUGCAAAGUAUGCAAAUACACACUUCCUCCACGGGAAUUUUGAAAUGCUAUAUUUGCCUUGAAGAAGAAAUUAAUGUGGAUUUAAAUCCUUUCAAUUUCCCCUUUAUUUAGCCCUAUACCAGAACCACUUGUUCAUCACAGGUCCAAAAGAAAACAGCAUUGCAAAUACCACCACCACCACCACCACCAAAAGACAGUAUCAGAAACUUCAUGUUUUUCAUUAAAAACUCCUGACAUUGGCCUGUUCUUCAUAUGAGCUAUUUUAGAGCCAUGAAAUUAAUUCAGUAUCUUUAGCAAUACUUAAUAAAGACCUUUGUAUUGUCUGGAUUAGCAUUUAAUCUAGAUGUGAUUAUGAUGUUAUCCGUGGCAGGGAAAUUGGUUAGGAACCUAAUGAAGACUGAACAAGAUGUCUGUUAUUUGAGAAACCAUGUUUCCAUUUGCACACAUGUAAAGGACUCAUUAUAUUAGACACGUUGGUGACCCAGCCAGCCUUCAUCCAAAGACAACAUGAGCAGUUCUUGUGCAAAUAAUCCUUUUAGCUGAACUACAAAAGUUUGUCACUACAUCCAUCUGUUUGAUAAUACAUCCCAUGCUAUACAUAAAAUAAAUACACUUCCCAAUU